UCAACAACGAAGCUUGACGUCAUGCCACUCACUCACUCACUCACUCCACUUCAAAUGUGAAUUUUGCGUGCCAAAGUGCAUUUUGACUGUCAGAUUAUUCGGAAUCGGAAAGAAGGCUUCACACUACUAGAUGAAAUGGAUGGCCAUUUGUUUUUCGAUUACUGCUUUUUCCUUCCUUCCAAAAUCGCGCGUGCUGUGGCCCACUUAGAAACGAAAAAUUAAAUGAUCAAUUUAUUGCCUAAGCAAUUUGCGUUAAAUGUAAAAUCCAUUUUCAAAAUAUACAACAGCGAAUAUGGAUUUUUUCUGAAGCGAUCUCUGAACACAGAAUGAACAACACCACAUUGCUAUACAUCGCAGCCACAGCCGCUGCUGCUGCUGCUGCUUUUCCGAAGUGAAAACAAUAUAAUUUUUCACACAUAUCUUAAUAGAUUUGUGUUUCCAUCGGAACCAGUUCUAUUUUCCAUUUCGUUCGGAGUAAACGUAUUUUCCCCGUUCAUACGCGUGGCAAGACGGCGGUGACGGCUACGACAACGACCGACGACGACGGAUUCACAGUCCCGCGCCAAAAAGAAAGAAAAAAACGUUGUUGUUUCUAUGAAAUUAAAUUUACUACAAAUGAAGACACACACACACACCGUUCAAUCCAAUAUUUGUGUUUGUAUAAAAUGAAAAACCAAACUGAAAAAUCAUCAUUACGCUGCAAGAGCAAAUAAUUUAAGUUUUGUUGUCGGUUUUCCACUUAUUCUCCGUUAAUUUAUUCGUUUAUUUCAUUGAUAUACAUCUAUCUAUCACACGGUGUGUUCAGUUUUUCGCCAACGAAAACAAUCUAUCCAUUAUCUGCUAUCAGCAAGAAAAUUUGAAUGCUACGAACGUUAGACAGAUAUCCAUAAAUAACCGUUUUGUAGUUGUGUGUGUAUUGUUUAUUUAAAUUUAUGAAUUUGUGAUCAUGUGGAGAAAAGAUAAGGCAUGUCAAAAUUGUUUUUCUUUAUCAAAACAGCGAACCGCUUUUACAUGAAACGGAUUCUUUGCAACGAGAAAAAAAAAACCACAGCGAAACGCUACAAUACGGGUAAAUAUUGUGGUUGCAGUCAUGUGAGAUUUAAUAAAUCUUGUUUAUGUGAAUUGUGAUAAAUUCUUUUAUUUGGGCUUUAAUUUGUGAUGUCGACGACUAUGACGACGGCCAAGGAAGGCAAGGAGAAACAGCUUGAAAUCAUCUCGAUAAAAACUGCACAGACCAAGUUUACACAAAUUUCGCGCCAAACACCCGGGAUAUAAAAGCAUAUUAAUAUCGCAAUCGUAGUGCACAUCACACGCUUUAUAAGGAAAUGGAUAAUAUAUGACACAUACCACGCUACUGACAAUAACAACGGGAAACCAGGUCAUAAACAACCUGUUGAUAACGAUCAAAUGAAAACGAAACCAGUGAUUUUCCCAUUUGGUGUGUGUAAGACCAAGAACGACGACAACGACGACGACAACGACGACGAGAUCAAGAUAUGUCGAAAAAAUCAGACUAUUCGAUACCGAAACGAAAUGUGCGAAAAGUUCGCUUUGAAUUACCAACGAAUUUAGCCAUCGACAGCGAUGACAACGGCACACAUUUUGGUGCUACCGAUUCAAAAAAAUCGGACAAGUUUUUACAAAAAUAUCCAAGUAAAUUUGUAGCUACAUCGAAAAAGGAUGAGAAAAAAGUGCACGGAACGGGCAAUUAUGUAAAUGGCACAUUGAGUUUUUCAACAACUGACUAUGCAGCCAUGCAGAGAAACAAUGUGGAAACAUGCACAGCGACGAAAAAAGAGACAAAAUCCAUACCAAUCAUGUUUCGUAAUCAGUUCACAAACGAUGCAUCGGCGAAAAAUGCACGCAAAAAUUGCUCCAUCGAUCAACAGUACUGGGAAAAUGCGGUGCAUCGACGCGGUAUAUUGCUGCACGUUAGCUCCGAUAAUCAGGAGGCAAAUAAAAUAACAUUUCGUACGAGUAAAAUGCGACGAUACACAUCCAUUUUUAUGGGAUCAUCCAAAUAUUUUAAACGAUCUCGUAGCCAAUUGCUUAACUAUCCAAAGACAAAAUCACCAAAUACACUGGAGCUGCCCACGAAUCAACCACUGAAGAAAGAGGAUUUCAAACCAAUGGAAACGCAAUUUGAAAAAUUUAGUUAUAAGCUUAUUCCGACCAAGUCAAACGCCAUAAAGCUGACACAAGCGAAUUCCAAUGAACCGCAACCAUCGGAUUUUGAUGUGCGCGCUUUAUCAAUCGUUCGCAAUGCUUUCAAUCAGCAACAAAAUGAGCUUCCACAUCAUUGUACCAGCGAGAAUUUAAGCGAAAUUCUACAGCUGGCACACAGAUGGCAGUCAUCGUCACAAUCAGUGCCUGCAAGUGAUAAUGUAUCGACACGCGAGUCCAGCCACUCAGUUGAAUUUUGCACUUUAAAAAAAUUAGAUGUAAAAAUCGCCAAUAGUGGAAUCAGAAGUGGAAGUGAUAGCAACCGUUUCGUACACACCCCGUUGAAAUCGACAAAAAUGAAUAAAGACAAAGUUUCAUUGGUGACGACACUGUUACGCGCAUCACGAAGCCAAGAUGAAGACACAUUACGUCAUGUGCUAGAAAAUAUCCUAAGGAAUGGCAUUAGCGAGGCUGAACUGAAUGCCGAGGACUGCAGUGGCCGAACUGCUUUGUCGUACAUGUGCUCCACGAAUACUACACACUUUUUGGAAGCAUUACUACAAGUGCCUGGCAUCGAUAUCAAUAAACCGGACAAUGAACUGAAUACACCGUUGCACUACGCAGCCGAAUGUGGUCAUUUGGGGGCAAUUCGAUUACUACUCCCACAGAAUAAACUGAAUAUUGACGCAAAAAACAUAUUCGGUUUUACACCUUUAAUGAAAGCUGCCAUACAGGGUCACAUUCGUUGUGCCAAGACUUUAUUAUUUGCCGGCUCAUCACCCGUUGAAAUCGAUUACAAGCGGCAAUUACGUGCAGAGCAAUGGGCUCGAUUUUGUGGAAGACACUCGUGUGCAGAAUUGAUCGAAAAAUGGGCGCGAACAAGGAAUUUGGACAAAGAAUCGUUUUCAAUUGCCAAAGACCAAGACAGCCACGAUUCGGUGACCGGUCGCGCUCGAGCCAACUCAGCUGUACAAACGAUAUCCAAAGUGAAUAUAACACCGAUUAAAAGUGAUAAAGGUAUUCGGUCAAAAAUAUCCAAAGUGUUUAAUUUUGUAUCGCGUGACAAAUCGAGUAAUCAAAAUCGAAGCAACCACAGUAGCUCUAACAAUAAUAUCAAGGAUUCGUCAAAAACGGGAUUUUCGGUGUAUCAAAAGGGAAUCACAAUGCUGUCUCGCUCCGAUGGUUUUCUGAACAAAAGCGUUGUACGUCCGUUAGAAGUGCCAAAGCUGGAGGUGACAUCGCCGCAUAAUCAGGAACUCAUUCGAAAAUAUGAGAAGCGAUACAGUUUGGGCAAUAACGAAAAUGCCAAACCACCUGCAUUGCCACCGCGUCGAAGUUCAAAACAAAUCUUUUAGCUCAAAUUUAAAAUCCUUAUUUCUAUCCAUCGCUCUCUCUCACUUUCUGUUACUCCGUUUCUCCCUCUAUCUUUCAUUUCGAUGUAGUUCAUUGUUAUUUGUAAAUUUAUUAUUGUUUCCAUUGUGAUAAUGGCAAAUUAUGCUUAAAAAGCUGUCAAACAUAGUAUUAAAAUUAAGUCAUUUGUUACGUCUAAAUUUGUUAAACAAUCCAUUAUAUUUUAUUCAAGGACCUUUCUCCCCCCCCCCCCCCCCCUCUUUAAUUUCUCUCUCCUUUUUUUCGCACACACGACAACCAUUUGUUAAAAUUGCAUUUUGGCAUUUAGCCCGAAAUGGAAUUGCAUUCAAAUCAUGUGCCAUGUACUUAUCGUGAACCGAACAAAUCAUGUUAAGAAAAUAGAUACACCAGACUCGCUUAGCUUACAUUAUUAUCUGAAUAAGUUCAAAUCAAUUUAUACAUCUCAAACAACAACCACAAACAAAUCAGAUUUUAUUGUAACAACUUUCUUUUAUUUUGUAAAUUUUUAAAAAAUAAUAAAGAAAACCGCUGAAAUCAUAUUCAGUUCGGUCAUUUAUUUUCCGAA
Molecule: messenger RNA, 4099 nt
Organism: Sitodiplosis mosellana (orange wheat blossom midge)
Lineage: Eukaryota; Metazoa; Arthropoda; Insecta; Diptera; Cecidomyiidae
Exons: 7
Coding region: 1497-3518 (673 amino acids)
Molecular function (GO): protein binding
Source: RefSeq, a predicted model, not a curated record